This is a messenger RNA of Lycium ferocissimum, 1481 nucleotides long. Its product is annotated as UV-B-induced protein At3g17800, chloroplastic. The transcript is spliced from 4 exons. The coding region runs from base 139 to 1359 and encodes 406 amino acids. NCBI's taxonomy places the organism in Eukaryota, Viridiplantae, Streptophyta, Magnoliopsida, Solanales, Solanaceae. The record is from RefSeq and is a predicted model, not a curated record.
AAAGAGAGUUCCAACAAGAUUAGAUACUUUAGUUUGAGUAGCACGUAGUCAACGAAUGCCCUCUCUCCAAAAAAUCAGCAAAAUUGCGGGUAUUACCAACCAGCAGAAGAUUCCUAAUCUCCACCACCGGAAUAGCUGAUGCAAAUAUCUGUAAUGUUUGCUGACGUGUCGGUUGUUCUACCGUCAGUUGCCGGCGGCGGUUUGAAACACUGCUGCUAUGCAUUUUCCGACUCCAAAUCCCUUCUCUCUCCUUCUUUCUCCAAAAGCUCUCCAUCCUUUUCUGUUCCGAGGCUAGGAAUUGGGCCAGGAAAGGCCCAAACCAGAAGCUGGACGACAAGAGCAACAGCAUCAGGAAGUUCAGGAGGUGAUUUGGUCCCAGUUGCUCCUCUUAAGUUGGAGUCAUCUGUUGGUCAAUUUUUAGCACAGAUGUUGCAAACCCAUCCCCAUCUGCUCCCUGCAGCUAUUGAACAGCAGCUGGAGAACCUUCAGAAUGAAAGGGAUACCCAAUUAAAGGAAAACCAGUCUUCAUCCAAAGAUGUCCUCCAUAAGAGAAUAGCUGAAGUCAGAGACAAAGAAAGGCGGAAAGUAUUAGAGGAGAUUCUGUACUGCUUAGUUGUACAUAAGUUUGUAGACAAUGACAUUUCAAUGAUCCCAAAAAUAUCUGAAACAUCAGAUCCUACUGGAAAUGUGGGUUUUUGGCCAAAUCAAGAGCAGAAGCUAGAAUCUGUACACUCCCCUGAUGCAUUUGAAAUGAUCAUCAGCCAUAUAUCUAUAGUUCUUGGUGAGCGUGCUGUGGGGCCUCUCGAUAGCAUUGUUCAAAUGAGCAAAAUCAAACUUGGUAAGCUCUAUGCUGCUUCUAUUAUGUAUGGAUAUUUCCUCAAAAGGGUUGACGAACGUUAUCAACUUGAGAGAACUAUGAGUAAGCCUCCUGAGAGUUUCCAGAUCUCAACAAAUCCUGAUGAGCCAGCAAAACCAAGACAGCUAUGGGAUCCAGAUUCAUUGAUAGAAAUGUACCCUGAAAAUGGUGACAGAGAAGGAUUUGCGGAUUCUAAUUUUGAGAGUAAACCAGAGAGGCUGAGAUCCUAUGUUAUGUAUUUGGAUGCGGAGACACUCCAGAGAUAUGCAACCUUAAGAUCAAAGGAAGCAGUUACUGUGAUUGAAAAGCAGACGCAAGCACUGUUUGGAAGGCCUGAUAUUAAAGUUUCUGGUGAUGGUACCCUAGAUAUAUCUAAUGAUGAAGUGCUGUCCGUUACAUACUCUGGUUUGACAAUGCUGGUGCUGGAGGCAGUUGCUUUUGGAUCAUUUUUAUGGGAGGCAGAAAGCUUUGUUGAGUCUAAAUACCAUAUUAUCAAUAGCUAGAGAUAUUCUUUUGUACUUCAACAGGAAAUAUUUAUUUAUGUGCUAGCUCUGUAAAUUGUUUACUCGUUCGAACCCACUAAGCAUGCAUUUUGUAUCUUAUAAUCAUCAAGCUCAUUUCAUCU